Molecule: messenger RNA, 4239 nt
Organism: Aspergillus vadensis CBS 113365
Lineage: Eukaryota; Fungi; Ascomycota; Eurotiomycetes; Eurotiales; Aspergillaceae
Product: WD40 repeat-like protein
Exons: 4
Coding region: 1-3933 (1310 amino acids)
Biological process (GO): negative regulation of transcription by RNA polymerase II
Cellular component (GO): nucleus; transcription repressor complex
Molecular function (GO): protein binding
Source: RefSeq, a predicted model, not a curated record
AUGGUUAAUCCUCAGGGUUCUAUCCAUAACAAGACGCACAGCUUCUUUGGACACUGGAAAACUGUCUUCAAAGGGCGACAAAGAGACAAAGAUACACCUCUCGUUGCCCCGAAAUCAAGCACUUCAGUCGUCACCGCAGAUCCGGACAUUAAAGAUAGCCCUGCCAUUUCUAAAUAUGACAUUUCCCAACCCAGCGACAGCGACCAUAACACGAAGGGUUUUUGGCAGAUGGCGUAUGACGAUUUAAAGGAGAGCGACCCGAACAGUGUAGCAGCUCUCUUUUCACUGACCGGAGCCAAGCCUCAGGACGCUGGCGAUGCACGAACACGAGAGAUAUUAGACGAGGUAGUAGAGGCGGUAAAGGCACAGUACAGGGAGAAGGGGGAAAAGGAUGGCAUUCGGGCCACAGCCCAUAAAAUAUUAAACUCGGUGCUGUCUUUUCAAGACGUUGUUAGUAACAUUGCGAAAUUCGAUCCAACAGGGUACACUUCCAGUGCUUGGGCGAUAGUCUCUCUUGGAUUAACGAUGGCCAAGAAUCAUACAGACCGCAAGGGUGCUCUUUUUGACGCGUCGGAAUACCUGGCGGACUUGCUGACUCGUUGUGCCUUCAUCGAAGAACACUUUUAUGGGGAAAGAGAUCCGGCCAUGGUGAAUUUUGAAAAAGAACGAUCGAUUGUCCGGAUGUAUAUGGCAAUUUUGUGUUACUCCGCCGAAGUACGGAGAGUACAACAGUCCAACAAGGGAAAAGACAUUAUGGACAGUAUAACGGCUAUAACAAGUCAGCCACUUACGCAGCUCAUGGCCUCGAUUAAAGAAGAGGAGUCCCAUCUGCAUCAAUGGUUGGACCUGGACCAGCAUCUGCGCCGGGGAAAGGAAGCAGAGGCUAUUCUGAAUUACCUCGAUCAAUUGACCGUGGAUAUCCACAAACUGCGCGAUGCAGUUGAUAUGUUAAAUCUCCCUUUUGCCAAGGGCGCUUUUUUUGGCUCCUUUGAGGACCAGCAUGAGGAUGAAUGCCUUGCUGGAACGCGAACGGAGUUGCUUCGGCAGGUGCAGGACUGGAGUAGGUCCAGUGACAGAUGUAUAUUCUGGUUGAGCGGAAUGGCCGGUACUGGCAAGUCUACUAUUGCGAGGACGGUAGGCCGAUUAUUCAAAGAGGAUGGCAUACUCGGGGCAAGUUUCUUUUUCAAAAGGGGCGAGAGAGAUCGGGACUCAGCAGUAAAGUUCUUCCCAACAAUUAUGAAGCAAUUGGCAGUCCACAUCCCUCAAAUCGUCCCCGGAAUCCAAAGAGCUCUAGAAAACGAUCCUGCAAUUCCCGGAAGCUCGCUUCGAGAUCAGUUUACUAAGCUCAUGUUACAGCCAUUACUUGGUAUAUAUCAUGGUGAAGCCAUGAAUUCUACAGUGAUUGUCAUCGACGCCCUUGAUGAAUGCGAACCCGAGGAAGAUGUCGAAAUUAUCAUCAACCUUUUACCUAAGGUCGAGAAGGCAACAAAUAUGGCGAUCCGAUUCUUCUUAACUAGCCGGCCGGAGAUACCCAUCCGUUUGGGAUUUGAUCAGAUUGAUAAGAGCAAGUACCAGAAUACUAUCCUGCAAAACCUAGAUGAAGACGUGAUAAAACAUGACAUCGCCUUAUAUCUCAGAGGGGAAUUCUUGAAAAUACAGCAAAGGCGCCGGCAUGCUCUUCCCCCCGGCUGGCCUGGAGAGGAAAGAAUCGAAGCCUUAGCAAUGAUGGCUUGUCCGCUCUUUAUCUUUGCAGCUACAGUGUGUCGUUUCGUGGCGGACAGACGUUUUGACCCGGACGAGCGGCUUCAGGAGUUUUCCACCAGUUCUACAGGAUCAAAGAUGGAUGGCACUUACCGACCGGUUCUGAACCAACUCCUUGUCCAGGAUGCUACGGACAGGAAUAAUCUGAUUGAAAAGUAUCAGAAGAUCAUUGGUGUAAUCAUUCUUCUUGCUAAUCCGCUCUCAUUGAACUCUCUUGCGGAGCUGUUGCUUGACACACCAGAACACAAUAGCAGCAUUUAUCUGGAACGUCGCAUUCGUCUAGAACGUCAAAUCAGGGUUCAUCUGGAUUCAUUUCAUUCAGUCCUGUCUAUACCCAGCGAUCCAAAAUUACCUAUACGGACCCUGCAUUUGUCCUUCCAUGAUUAUCUGGUGGAUGAUCGUACGAAAGACCAAGAGGCUACGGCUCCAUUCUGGGUGGAUAGAAAGGCUAAGCAUGAGCUCAUAGCCAGCCAGUGUCUUACUGUUAUGGGCCGUUACCUCAAAAAAAACAUUUGCGAACUAUCAAGCUAUGGGACCAGCCGAACACAAAUACACCCGGAUCUCAUAGCAAGGUCUCUUCCGCCUGUCCUUCAGUACGCCUGUCGUUACUGGGUUUACCAUCUUAGUCAGAGCUCAACACCAGCCAUAAUCCUUGACCAAGUGCUCACAUUCCUCAAAGAACAUUUUCUUCAUUGGCUCGAAGCCAUGGGCAUUCUGGGAAUGAUAUCUGAAGCUAUAAUUGCAGUGAAUUCAUUGCUCCGACUGACCAACAGCGAUUUCUGUAAAGAGCUGCAUGUCUUUAUAUUAGAUGCACGCAGAUUUAUUCUUAAAUUUGCACAAAUUGUUGAUACGGCACCAUUGCAAGUGUACAGCUCUGGCCUGAUUUUCGCACCACAUAAAGCGUUGAUCAGAGAGACCUUUGAGGGAAAACUUCCUGCUUGGUUAUACAGAGGUCCAAAGGUAGAAGAGCAUUGGGAUCCAGAGAUGCAAACACUGGAGGGCCAUUCUGGCCCGGUUUACUCGGUUGCCUUCUCAGGCGACGACCAGCUGCUGCUGCUGGCAUCCGGCUCGUUUGACAGGACCAUCAAGCUGUGGGACACGGCCACGGGCGCUCUCAAGCAUACACUGGAGGGUCAUUCUGGCACAGUUUACUCAGUUGCCUUUUCAGGCGACGGCCAGCUGCUGGCAUCCGGCUUUUUUGACAAGUCUAUCAAGCUGUGGGAUACAGCCACAGGCGCUUUCAAGCAUACACUAGAAAGUCAUUCCGGUAUGGUUUACUCAGUUGCCUUCUCAGGUGACGGCCAGCUGCUGGCAUCCGGCUCAUAUGACAGGACUAUCAAGCUAUGGGAUACGGCCACGGGCGCUCUGAAGCAUAUACUAGAGGGCCAUUUUAGUAUAAUCUACUCAGUUGUCUUCUCAGGUGACAGCCAGCUACUAGCAUCCGGCUCAGAUGAUAGGACUAUUAAGCUGUGGGACACAGCCACGGGUGUUCUUAAACAUACGCUAAAAGGCCAUUCUAGUACAGUUUACUCAGUUGUCUUCUCAGGCGACGGCCAGUUGCUAGCAUCCGGCUCGGAUGACGACACUAUCAAGCUAUGGGAUACAGCCACGGGCGCUCUUAAGCAUACACUGGAGGGCCAUUCUAGCACAGUUUACUCAGUUAUCUUCUCAGGCGACGGCCAGCUGCUAGCAUCCGGCUCGGAUGACGACACUAUCAAGCUAUGGGAUGCGGCCACGGGCGCUCUUAAGCAUACACUGGAGGGCCAUUCUGAUACAGUUUGCUCGGUCGCCUUCUCAGGCGAUGGCCAGCUGCUGGCAUCCGGCUCGUACGAUGAUACUAUCAAGCUGUGGGAUGCGGCCACGGGUGCUCUCAAGCAUGACAUAAGCACUGACGAUGUUGCCACUGACGUUGGAUUUUCGGAGCACCUGCCACUAUUGAUUACUAAUAUAGGGUCUUUCGAUAUCCGAAACUACUAUGAAUGCUUCUCACCUUCAUCCGAGACAGUGGAGGAGUUAUCUCUGGCAGCAGGCCGGUGGGUUACUGUUCAGGGUCAAAAAGAGCUAUGGAUACCUCCAAACUAUCACCCUUGCUCGUCAACAGUUAGAAACAGUACUAUUGCACUCGGUAGCACGAGCGGCAGAGUUGCGAUAAUUGCGUUCUCAGUCAGGUGAGUAUCCUGCGGUAGACUGCAUUUCUACCUCUCUUAUAUCAAGAUCUCUUUUCAAAUGGAGGGUAAGGGAGACCGGGGCUUUAGAUAGCUAUCUGCAGAGUUAAUAGAGUAUACGCGAUGUUCCGGGCUCCUAUCAGUAGGUGGUGACCAAACACCAUACUUUUGGAAAGUGGCGCGAAGCAAGGUCCUAGUUGACAUGCACCAACUUCCCUGGUACUGAUGAUAUACGAAUCGGUAAAGCAGAAACGAAGCUUAUGGAACGAGCAACCGGUUGAUUAGAGUGGGUUGAAUUGGAGUAGUAAACAAC